This is a messenger RNA of Onychostoma macrolepis, 2427 nucleotides long. It is a transcript of the gene g3bp2b, whose product is annotated as G3BP stress granule assembly factor 2b. Gene Ontology annotation, cellular component: cytosol; ribonucleoprotein complex. The coding region runs from base 231 to 1667 and encodes 478 amino acids. The transcript has 13 exons. The record is from RefSeq and is a predicted model, not a curated record. NCBI's taxonomy places the organism in Eukaryota, Metazoa, Chordata, Actinopteri, Cypriniformes, Cyprinidae. Gene Ontology annotation, molecular function: mRNA binding.
UGCGUCACAGGCGCGCGCGCGAGGUGAAGGCGGCGGACGCGCGCACGUCACGUCUGCGUCUCUGUGUUUAUUUGGCCUCGGUGCCGUGAGGUCGUGUUUUACCGGAUAAAGAGGAGCGGACCGAUCGCCGCUCGCUGCAGUGGAGUGUGUGUUUAACGGUUCCUGUCACAGACGUGUGUGUGCGUGUGCGUGUGUGUGUGUGUGUGUGUGUGUGUGUGUGUGUGAGAGAGAUGGUGAUGGAGAAGCCGAGCCCCCUGCUCGUAGGACGCGAGUUUGUGCGGCAGUACUACACGCUCCUGAAUAAAGCGCCGGAUUACCUGCACAGGUUUUACGGCCGGAGCUCCUCGUAUGUUCACGGCGGUCUGGACGGCAGCGGGAAGCCGGAGGAGGCUGUGUACGGUCAGGCGGAGAUCCAUAAGAAGGUGAUGUCUCUGCAGUUCAGUGAGUGCCACACUAAGAUCCGGCACGUGGACGCUCAUGCGACGCUGGGGGACGGGGUGGUGGUGCAGGUGAUGGGCGAGCUGUCCAACAGCGGCCGACCCAUGAGGAGGUUCAUGCAGACGUUUGUGCUCGCUCCGGAGGGCUCUGCUGUCAAUAAGUUCUAUGUGCACAAUGACAUCUUCCGCUAUGAAGAGGAGGUGUUUGGAGACUCUGAGGCUGAGCUGGGAGAGUCUGAGGAAGAGGAGGUCGAGGAAGAGCAGGUAGAGACUCGCGCUUCCCCUGACCCGGCUCCGGACCGGCCCAGCAGCAGCACCUACUACGAGCCGCCGGCGCCACCCGUCAGCAAUGGAGUCGAGGAGCAGCAGGAGGAGGCGGUGCCUGAGGCGGAGCCAGAGCCCCAGCCUGAGGCCAAUCAGGAGACUGAGGCGGAGCUUAACCUGGAAGCAGAGCUGCAGGUGGCUGAGGCGGAGCCAGAGGAGGAGGAGAAACUACCGGAGGAGGAGAGAGGCUCCACCCCUGGCAUCGCUCUGACUCCGCCCCCUCAGACCCCAGACCCGCCCAAGGCGUUCUCCUGGGCUCUGGUGACCAGUAAGAAUCUUCCUCCGGCCGGCGCUGGAGUCUCUCCUCUCGUGGUGAAAGCGGUCAGUGUUCAGCCACGGAUGGAGGUCAAACAGGACGGUCAGUCAUUACCCAGAGAUCAGCGGCGCGAGAGACCAGGCUUCCCUCCACGAGGACCACGAGCAGACGGCAGCGGCUCAGACACUCCGGGUGGGAAACAGUACGUCAGUUUUAAGGGCCGCGGCGACGGUGAUGCCGGUGACACAGAGGGCCGCCGGUCCGUUCGUUAUCCAGACAGUCAUCAGCUCUUCGUUGGAAAUCUUCCUCACGACAUUGAUGAGGGCGAGCUGAAAGACUUCUUCAUGACGUUUGGGAACGUGGUGGAGAUGAGGAUCAACACCAAAGGCGUCGGAGGGAAGCUGCCCAACUUCGGUUUCGUGGUGUUCGACGACUCUGAGCCGGUGCAGAGCAUUCUGGGAGCCAAGCCCAUCAUGUUCCGUGGGGAGGUGCGUCUGAACGUGGAGGAGAAGAAGACCAGAGCGGCGCGUGAGCGGGAGACCAGGGGAGCGGCGGAGGGCCGGCGCGGGCCCCGGGGCCCGCUGGGGAACAGCGCGGGCCGAGCCUCCUCCAGGGGCGGGAUGAGCCGCUUCACGGGCCCUCGCCGCUGAACCCUCGUCUGCUCCUGCCAUGGCUUUCUCUCUCUCUCUCUCUCUCUCUCUCUCUCUCUCUCUCUCUCGGACCUCGACCGGCCGUCUCAGACUCACGCCGCGCCGUCAUCAUCCGUGCUUUCCUUUCUCUUACUCUCCUCACCGUUUUGCCAAGAAGAACGGGACAGUGUGAUCUCUUUUCCCGUAGAGCAGAAGCUGAAUGUCACGAAGGGUUUCCUCACGUUUAUAACGGAUGAGCGGCAGCGCUUCGUCCAGCAGUGCUCGGUGUACACUUAUUUAUUUUCCUAGUAAAUAAAACAGUGGUGGUGCCUUAACUCUAUUCUCGGCGUGUGUGUGUGUGUGUGUGUGUGUGUGUGUGUGUGUGUGUCUGACAGUGAGUGUGUGUGUGUGUGUGUGUGUGUGUGUGUGUCUGACAGUGAGAGUGUGUGUCUGUCUGACAGUGAGAGAGUGUGUGUGUGUGUGUGUCUGACAGUGAGAGUGUGUGUGUGUGUGUGUGUGUGUGUGUGUCUGACAGUGAGAGUGUGUGUCUGUCUGACCGUGUGUGCGUCUGCUCCAGGUGUGAGCUGGUUUGGUUCUGCUCUGGUUUCUGUGCAUGGCUGUUCUGGACCGUGCUGCUCUUUCUGUUGAUCUCUGCAGUGUUUCUCACCACACUGUCCACUGCGUUUGGUUCUGGGUUCAGACUGGACUUCAGUCGGCUUCAGCAGGUUUUUGUUUGAAUGUGUUUUCAACUUUCAAUAAACUACUGAAAUCUGCAACUUCA